Messenger RNA from Ictalurus furcatus (blue catfish), 2809 nucleotides. It is a transcript of the gene acbd4, whose product is annotated as acyl-CoA binding domain containing 4. The record is from RefSeq and is a predicted model, not a curated record. The transcript is spliced from 10 exons. Gene Ontology annotation, molecular function: fatty-acyl-CoA binding. Bases 619 to 1836 code for a protein of 405 amino acids. Lineage: Eukaryota; Metazoa; Chordata; Actinopteri; Siluriformes; Ictaluridae. Gene Ontology annotation, biological process: fatty acid metabolic process.
UGUUUACUUCCCUGUGUUGUUUUUGUGUUGUUUAGUAAUCACUGUAAUCAUUUUCCUUUGCACACAUUCGCUCUCAGUGCGUUCCUUCUUGCUCUGUCACGUGACAGGACCCGGAACUGAACUCAAGUCCACAGCAGUUUUUAGAUACCGACAGCCAGCAAAUCCAUUCGUCACCUUAUGAGAACUCGCAUUUCUAGUUUUUGGCUGUUUUAGCACUUUGACAGCUCAUACAGCUUUUUUUUUUAACCCCUGGGUUUGGUGUAAUUUCAGUCAGACAGAGAGACUGCAGGUGAGGUGAGUGGACUAUGUUCACCUCGCACCACCUCACUGACUAAACAGAAAAGUCGCUACUUCACCGCAAGAAAAACAGCAAAAACACGAGUUUUCUUCCCGCCAUGAGGGUCUGCUCUGAGCGGUAUCAUCGCCUGCUCCUGAGUUAACCGUGUGGACAGCUGACACGACCGUCCCUGAGCCUUCGGGAAAACCCUGUGUGCUGUAGUGAAAUGAAUAUGCAUUUCUACUGCGGCUGAGUUUAGAGUUUCAGCUCGUUUCAUUUCGUCGUUUUUUUGGGGGGGUUUGUUUUGUUUUACGAACAGCAGCAGCCCUCAGGCUUUGAUUAUGGAGAUCCAAGUGGCACAUCUGCCCUCGACCGAGUCUGAAGAGUGUCAGAAACGCUUCCAGGCGGCUGUGGAUGUCAUCCAGAACCUGCCCAAAAACGGUUCCUACAGGCCUUCGUAUGAAGUGAUGCUGCGGUUCUAUAGCCUGUAUAAACAGGCUGUGUGUGGACCAUGCACAGCAUCUCGUCCGGGCUUCUGGGACCCUGUGGGUCGCUACAAGUGGGAUGCUUGGAAUCGGCUUGGAAACAUGAGUCGUGCGAGUGCCAUGGCCGCCUAUGUCGAUGAGAUGAAGAAAGUUGCGCAAGAGCUUAUAGACAGUAUGCCCAUAAAUGAGAAGACGGCGUCUUUUUACCAUUAUUUUGAGCCACUCUACCAUGUCAUUCAUGAUCUACCAAGACCACCAGAGGUACUACUGAAUCUGAGACAAGAUAUAAAUGCAAACGAAGCAACUGAAACUCCUGCUGAGGACGUGGAUGGCACUAUACAAGAAGAAAUAAGUCGAGAACAAGAGCGAGAGCAAAAGUUGGAUCUUGAGCCUGUCCUUAACAAUGUGCCUCAGAAUGAAAGUGCAGAUGUGGCUCUGUCGGAUGGUCUGGUGCUGACUAGCGACUCUGAGAGUGAAAUUUUCUGCGACUCAAUGGAGCAGCUGGACUACAUAAAGCCAGUUCCUGAGCCACACGGCGGGCAGAAUCGGCUCGUGAACACACCUGCCCUCCAGGUGACCCAGCUGGGUGUUGGGCAGGGUGGAGAGGGGGCUGGAAAUGGACCACCGCCAAGGAGGAGGGAACAAGGAAGAGAUGGAAUGAGGCAUGGUUGGAGGGAAGCUCCUGGUGGUUUUCCGUACAGCAGUGGUAGACGAGCAGGGCAGCAGGCAUCUGGCGGACGAGGAGGACACAACCCUGACAGAGGGACUGAAGGACUUCAGGACACACAGGUGCAGGAGCAGAUCAUACUGGCACUACAGAGGCUCCGAGAGGACAUGCAGAGCGUGAUGGAGCGGCUGGAGGUGGUCGAGGGCUUGGCUGCAGCUAAUGCUCAAACUGCACAGUGGAGACACAUGCAGUUGACAUCUCCACAGACUGAGGUGGAGAAAUGGUGGCCAUUUGAUGUCUCUGGCCGAACUCUGCUGGUGCUUUUGAUCUGGCCUUUCAUCGCUCAAGGAAUGAUAUUCUGGCUACAGCAGAGGAAGAAAAAGCCUCAGAAGCUUCUCUGUCCAUAAUUUGAAAUCAUACUACAUAGUAUACAUAGUGUUUGAUGGUGAGGUUCAGGUGCUUAAAGAAAACAGGGAUGCUUUUUAAAAUAUGAACAACUUAAUGAAUCGGCUCGACAGAUUCUUUGGAAAUAAACUCGGGGUACAUUAGGAACAGUGUGUAGGCAUUCUCUGUUUUCUUAUUCAUUUAGCACCUGUGUGUGAGACUAAAGCUUUACACAGGCAACGUUUUACUAGAGGGUGAGUGCUGCAAUGAUGUUAUCUAUCUUGAAGAAAAACUAAUGUGAAUCUUAAUGUUACUCUUACAAACUUCAUGAUGCUUGUUGACUGCAGAAACGGUUUCAGGUUGGGUUUUUUAAAGACUACAGAUUGAUGUCUUUUUUUUAAAAAAUGGGAUAAAUUCGUAUCGAUCAAACUAUAGGUGUUAGAUUGUACAGACAUUAUAGUUUUCAAACCCUGUUAAACAGAUUUUGUUGUUGUUGUUGGUCUUUAAGUCAUUAUUCAAAGGGGCAACAUGGACACACCAGCAUAUAGUGUGUGUGAGAGAGUUCCUUAUCAGGAAAGCCUUAAAUUACACACAUGGCCUUCAUGUGGAUUUCACAGUGGGUUCAAGUAUCUGAGCGGAUUUAAUUCACACUACACUGAUAUAACACUGAGAAGUGCUAAAUAAAUAAAUAAAUAAAAUUGCAUUAUAUAUUAAUCUACAAAUGCAUGUAUUAAACUAACAUACUGAGUCACAUGGGGAAAAAAGGGUGAUGCAAUUAUUUAGUGCAAAUGCGUUAAGAUUGAGCAAAGGGAAUCAAAAGAAAAAAUAUAUUUGCAUGAGUGAAAAGGAUUUCGUUUUUAUUUGCUGUUUGUAAUAGUUUGUAACAGUUUUAGGUGCGUGUGGAGGUUGACGCGGAUUUGUUUUUGUUUAUACACGUUUGUAAUGUAUCUUACAAUCUAUUUAAAUACUGCCAUAAACACUGAAUUUAUGCAAAAA